This is a messenger RNA of Xiphias gladius (swordfish), 4847 nucleotides long. RefSeq names its product serine hydrolase-like protein. The record is from RefSeq and is a predicted model, not a curated record. The transcript has 11 exons. NCBI's taxonomy places the organism in Eukaryota, Metazoa, Chordata, Actinopteri, Istiophoriformes, Xiphiidae. The coding region runs from base 1970 to 2818 and encodes 282 amino acids.
UGCGGGCGCUGAGGCAGACCUCCCGGAGCGUCGGACUCCACGCAGCAGCGGCUGCGGUGGCUGGAGACGGUGAGAGCUUCCGAGCUCUCUGUGCCGGUCCCGUGGGGGGAGAUCAGAGGUAAAGUCUGGGGCCCUGACCACGGUCACCCUGUGCUGUGCCUGCACGGCUGGGCAGACAACUGUGGCACAUUCAACACCCUCAUUCCCCUGCUGCCCAAAGGUAAAGUAUGGCAGGCCAGAGGGUAACCUGACCUACUCCAAACAAAUUUGUGUAAUGCCUUUUUUUUAAUGGAUCCAUAAAUUCCUGAUCAUUUUCUAGGCCAUUUCCUGGAAAGAGCUAUGUAAUUUGGUGGUAAUUAAGUGUAGACAAUGGUCAGUUGCUAUACUUCCAGCUGAUUAUUUCGAUGGCUGAAAUGAUGAGAUUCCCAAUCGAUUAGGUAAUCGGAAGGAUGAGACAGAGGAAGAGAAGUAAGCCUCAGCAACUGAUCAGUUAAUCUUCAGUCUUUUUUUUUUUUAAAGUGAAAAACAUGAAACAUUUGCUCUUAUCUGUCUUACAUGGUGUUUUAUGUCAUUGUAAAUUUAACAUCUUUGGGUUUUAGACUGCUGACCUGGCAGUCUAAAGUUACUUGAGGACAUCGGUUUAGGCGCUGGGAAAUUCUGCCGGGUAGUUUUCACUAUUUUCAGAUGUUUUAUAGACCAAACGAUCAAUUGAUCAAUCAUAAAAAUAACUGACAGAUCAAGCAAUAAUGAAAAUAAUCAGCUGUAGUAUAAAUAAUCAUUAGCUGUCAAGUUAAUUUCAGUUAACUGCUGGCGUGUAGAUGCACAGCUAUGCAGCGAGGAGUUUGACGUUUUUACUUGAAGCAACUGGGAAACUGUGAAAACAGAAACUGGCCAACAAAUGAUUGUGAUAUCAUAUCAGAAAACAAUGAGAUUCCAUAGUCAAGAGUUACACCAGAGGUAUCAUACAAACAAGUUAGUAUCGUAACAGAGGAAGUGGAUUCACACUGGUAUAGAUUAACUGUCAAAUUACUUAAUCUAAUAAACACGCAUACAAGGCCCACAAAGUAAAAGUAAAAAGUGUACUGUUAGCUCAGUAAUUCAACAGUAGACUGGCGCAUUAACAACACAUUAGCAGAUAGGUUGUAUAGUGGCUAUCUUAUUUAGCAUUGAGCUGCUCAUCGAAAACUGAAUUCCCCAACUAAAAUGGCCGUCAGUAGAGCUCACACCUCAGCCAAGGUCAAAUAUUGACGAAAAGUGCAGUAAGUGCCUCAUCUCACAAUGUUAAGGGAAGUGAUUUAAAAAAUAAAUAAAUAAAUAAAAUAGAUAAAUAAUUUUAAAAAAGUCCUGGAGAUCAAAAUGCAUCAAAACGUAAUGGGUUCUUCCCUGACCCAUGACCCCUCCCUCCACCAACUUCAGUGCAAAUCGGUUCAGUACUACUUGCUUAAUCCUGCCUGACAAAUAAUUAAACAAACAGGCUCGGGCGAAAACAUUACCUCCCUGGCGGAGCCACAACAUUAAAACAGGUAAAUGGUUUUAAAGUUGUGGCUGAUCUGUGAAUUUUUUAGCUUAGUCGCGGCUCCUCUCGAAGAUAACCAAACCUUUCCCGGGUGGAAACUGCCCUGAUGGCACAAAAAGUAGCCCAAAAUGUAACAAGAGGCUGCCCAGUUAAAGAAAAAUGGAUAUUUUAUCUGGAGCAGAUAAAGCAUCCAUUUCGAUAUUUGCUUAGUGGGACUACGUUAACAUGAACAUGAGUAUCCUGGUUUUGAGUCUUAUCCUGUUUUUGAUCAUAUUCGCGAUAAGGAGUUUACAAGGAACAUGAAAAACCUGGUUACUCAUAUCCAUGUUUAGCUGAUUCAGUAUCCAGGUCUCUGAUUGUCCUGCCUGCAGGUGUGUCGUGAUUUCUCGCUACAUCAACCUCUAAGCUCUGUACCAACACAGAAUUGCUCAGAAAGCAGGACAAGGUGUUCACAUGCAACAGCAUCCUGGUGUCUGUUGGAGGUGUCGCUUGGGCAUUUUCCACAUCUGUGCCGUGUCCUUCCUCCCAGAGUGCAGGUACGUGGCGGUGGACCUGGCAGGUCACGGCCGGUCGUCGCACAGUCCUCCUGGAGUUUUCUACUCGCUUCCCGCACACGUGUUGGACGUCCACAGAGUCGCUGACGCUCUGCAACUGAAGAAGUUCUCAAUCAUAGGCCACAGUAUGGGUGCUGACAUUGCUGGGAUGGUCAGUGCACUGUAUCCUGAGAUGGUGGAUGCUCUCGUACUGCUGGACGCCUACGGAUUCUUGCCAACGGAUUCGAAAGAAAUAUCCAAGGUGAUGAGGCGGGGGAUGGACGAGCUGCUUCAGUUUGAAAAAAACACAGAAGAAAAGAAAAGAGUUUACACUUAUGAGAAGGCAGUUGAGAGGCUGUCGGCUGCAAACCCGACUCUGUCUGAACAGUCUGUGCACAUCCUGUUAGAGCGAGGUCUAGUUCGAGUUGAAGGAGCAGGAUUUGUGUUCUCCAGAGACCUGCGAGUUAAUUUUAAAGACAUAGUGCGGGUCAGUUUGGAGCAGAGUCUGGAGAUGCAGUCGAGGAUUCAAGCCUCUGUUCUAGCUGUUCAAGCAGAAGAAGGCUACAAUAAAAUAUUUUCUGAACCAGCCCAAAAGGUGUUUGCUUCAACACUUCUCCAAUGUUUGCGGGACCGAAAUCACAGGGUGGUGACAGUACCGGGCGAUCAUUGCAUCCAUCUCAAUAAUCCCGAGAUCGUCGCUCCGUUUGUGUCCGAUUUCCUGCGAACUCACGUGUUGUCAUCGUCGACCAGCCUGAAGCACAACUUAUAAACUACAAACAUUUCCUAACACACUGUCACGGUUAAGUCAUGUGUUACGUUUGUCUCUGAGAUCAACCUGUGGGAGUCUUUACAUUUACAACUGUAUCAGAGCUCCCGCCAAGUGCCAUCAUUGCUUCCUUAAUGUGUCGGACUUCCUGUUGAAGAAGAUGGCGGGACAGGACAUGAGAUUGCGAGGGAGCAUUAUUUUUUUUCCCACCUGAGGUACCCGAAGAGCUGCCCCUACCCUGCGUCGGAUUGGCCUACCUUGAUUUUCCUACCCUAACCAAUCAUCACUCUUCAUGCCUAAACCUAACCAACCUAACUGAUGAAGGCAACGAGUACUAGCCAAUCAGAGGCAGGGCAGGGGCAGCUCUUCAGUCUCCAUCCACCUUGGGUGGGUAAAAAAAAUAACGCGUUGAGUGACGUGCCUUGUUGUGGGUUUUUGUUUGUUUGUUUUGUUUAUGGUUGUAGUUGUAUUGAUUUCGCUUUGGGUUUUUUUUCCAACUUUAUUGACAAGUCAAAUCAGGGUAAUGGGCAAAACUGCCAAAAAUAUUGGGUUUUUUUUUUUUUUUUUUUUUAAAGUGUGAUUUAAUUUUUCUUUUUUUAAUUUGUUAAUCCCACUUCUUAGUUACACCCACUAGUGCAUCAUUAACUCACCACUGCUGAAUCACUGUUUUCUAAGAAUUAACCAUUUUCAUGGAAGUUUAAGUGACAGCUUCAUCAUAUCCCCCAGGGAAAAUUGUUCGGCAGAGGUGGUAAGCCACUCAGAUCCUGAUGGAUCCCGUCUCAUGAUCAGUUUAGUUAGUAGAUGAUGGUCUAAACAAUAUUCACACUCAUUAAAAUUAUAUGGCUUUCUGUGUGAAGGAGGACCUCUGCCCAUUUUGCCUGAAGGAUGAUUUUUUUUUAAAAAUCAUUAAAGAGUAUUCAUUUUUGAUGAUGUUAGUGGAGGUGGUCUUGUCUCAGGUGGCCCACCUCAGCUAUGAAACACUGUUGGAAAUUUUGCAUUUUAUGGGAGCCUUUAGAAAACGGGACAUGAAAACAGGGGAACUCAGCACACGCUCUUACCAGUUCAGUAAAAUUGAGUUCUCUGGCCGGCAACCAUGCACGCUUAAAUAGAAAAAGCAACAAAUAAAGAAUACAUGAAGCCUGUGGCUCAUUUAUGAAUUCACCGAGGAGGAGCGUCAACUAGGGCAAUUCUGCCCUUAAUUUCCGUGCUCAUGCCAGUCGAAGACAGUAAAAGAUCUCUGUAUAAAAGUAACACAAUCUGCCUACCAGCACCUCUAAAGCCCACCGAUUAGCAUGUCCUAUCCUAUUAGUUUAAUCUGUACAAAAACCUAAGUGUAAAACUGACAAGUUGUGGUUAUAAGAGGGGUUAUAUGCCAGAAAAUCUCUAGGCCGUGCACAGUUUUGGACAGAGCCGGGCUAGCUGUCUCUCCCUGCUUCCGGUCUCUAUGCUACGCUAAGCUAACCCGCCCCCGGCUGUAGCUUUAUAUUUACCGUAUAAUCUCCUCGUCUAACUCCUGACAAAAAAGCAAAUAAAGCAUAUUUCCCAAAAUGUCGAGUUUGAACUCUGUGCCCUGAUCAAUUCAAUUUCUAAUCUGUCGGUGUGAAAAAAGCUUUGUGUGUUCCGUUGCACGAUAGUGUAAAUGAUUGACAUGAACAACUACAGCUCCAUCUCUUCAGAUUUUCUAUCUGGGAAACGUCCCGCAACCAUCAAUUAAUGUUCAACUUGUACAAUCAAAGUCCAGGUUUUUUUAUUUUUUUAUUUGAAGUACCGUUCAGUCUGGCCCUGGAGUUUAUCACAUCACCGACUGUAGAUUAUAUACUGUUCUGUGGACAUAUUACAGCAGGCCAUUGAACUUUAUCCAUCUCUCACAUGCAUUUGACACACCUAAUCCCUCCUUAAUAUUUGAUAAGAUAGUUUGUCAAAGUAGCUAAUGUUAAAAUCCAGGUUCUCAGUAUGACAAAAUUGUCCCCAAAGCUUAGCUUUUAAUUUCACUGACACACUAACUAAAUUUGUCAUUGACAUUCUCAAUUGU